AUGUUCAAGAUUGCGAUCGCGCACAAUCCCCAGUGGCAUAAGUUCCUUCUGAAAGUCAAUGUCAAGCACGAGAAAAACUUCAUGCAGAAGGUCUAUAACUCGUUUAUUUGGUUGGUGAUCCAAUCCUUCCAUGCACACCCGAAGAAGUACAAAUUGGAGACCUUGACUGGUGCGGUGGUUCAAGAUGCCUGUCGUAGAGGCAGCCAUUGGUCGUUGUACGAGGUCAAAACAGUCCGAGGCGAGGCUGGUAAUUUGUUUCCCACUCGUCGUUCUCGGCAGAGAAGUAGAUCUGAUGGGAAUUGCCAAGUGCUCCCGUCUCCUUCACGCAGUCAAUAUACUGACUUCGAGACUUCAAUGCAAGUGGGAUGCUCUGUCCUCUGCUGGGUUUCGUCCUCGGCGUCUAUCAGACAGCGUCGAACGGCGGAGGCCGCCAAGCCGAUGUACGAAGAAGACUUCAUUAAGGGAACAUAUAGGGUCGAAGGUCCCCUCAAUCUUCGGCGUGGUAUCAUCCAGCAACGUCUGCUUGAUAAACUGCAAUGGAAGUUUCUCUGCUCAUUGACCAAAGACGGAUACGAGCAACUCAUCUACGACGUCCAAUCUAUGCAAAUAUUGCCGUCCAGGUAA
This is a messenger RNA of Penicillium bovifimosum, 624 nucleotides long. RefSeq lists its product as uncharacterized. The record is from RefSeq and is a predicted model, not a curated record. Bases 1 to 624 code for a protein of 207 amino acids. NCBI's taxonomy places the organism in Eukaryota, Fungi, Ascomycota, Eurotiomycetes, Eurotiales, Aspergillaceae. The transcript has a single exon.